Molecule: messenger RNA, 261 nt
Organism: Rotaria socialis
Lineage: Eukaryota; Metazoa; Rotifera; Eurotatoria; Philodinida; Philodinidae
Source: the annotation of a GenBank genome assembly
AUGAGUAGUGCAAGUGUUACAAAAAAAGCUAACAAAAAGUCGAAAGGUGAAAUCAAUGAAUCAGAUCAAAGACCUCAAAAAAGUCAAGAAUUAUCUGAAUCAGUACUCCAAUUACAAGAUGAUGAAGAGUUCCCGCCGCUUGGAAAACUACCAACAAUUAAAACUGCUCCUAAAAGUCAUCAUCUAGUCGAAAAUAAGACAACGUACGUUCCAAAACAAGAAACAACAGGCAAGAAAAUUGAUUUAACCCUUUACCCCUGA